UCUGGUACUGUGUCGUCAACAAAUAUUCCACAAAAGAUCAUGUACUGUUUUUGGUGGGGCCUUCGAAAUUUGAGACAUACAUGCAGAUGGCAAAUGAGAAGGCCCAGAAAAUGAGGCUUAUAAAAACAAAAAUAGAGUCCUGGAUGGCUACAAACCAGCUCCCUGACAAUAUGAAAGAGUCGAUCAUCACCUGCAUACGAGAUGGACCGGAAGAAAAUAAAGAUUUUGAUAUGGAUAACCCGAUAUCUUAUAUUUCCAAAGAUGCAAAGCUUAUGACAGAGAUAAAGCGUCAUCUUUGUUCACUUGCCUUGCUAAAAGUAGGGCAAAUCCUUAAUAAUAAAAGUGAAUAUCUGCUGCAAUUGAUCUGUGAAUAUCUCAAGCCAUUGUACUACAAUGAGAAUAGCUACAUUUUCCGGGAGGGAGAACCACUCAAUGCGAUGAUCUUCAUCACACAAGGCAGUUUAUGGUGCUUCAAAACCAACAAUUGUGAGAAUGGUGAGGGAACCGCCUCAAGCCCUCAGUGUAUUGAAAAAGGUGAGUUCUACGGAGAAGAACUUCUACAGUGGGGGUUCAACUGCUCCCCCUCACCCAAACUAUCCAACCUCCCAAUUUCUAAAACUGUUAAAACCCUUACAAAAGUUGAAGCCUUUGCUCUUACGGCCAACGACUGGAAAUUUCUACUUUCUACUGCAAAAGUCUCAGGACCAUCCCAGAGUACAUCUUGGCGCUACUACAUACAUGAGGACAGAUUUGCAACAAUGGAGACAUUACUACAGGCUCAGACCAUGAAGAAUGACACCUUGGAGCAGCACCUUGAGGCUAUUCGCACCUCCAUAGGAGUAUUACACGCGAGCCCUGGUGUUCAGCAGUCUUCAUCUGUAAACGGAGGUAGUACGUCGUUUGUUAGUAGUGCACCUGCAGUUAAUGCGACAACAAUUAGUCCGUUGUCGCCUAUUGGACGAUAGCUAAGCCAACACUCCUCCGUCGGGACACCAUCGCUUGCUACACCGUCCAUUGCGCAGCAAUCGCCUGUUGGCGAGUACAUGCCUGGUACGGGAACUCGUGAUUCGCAGGGACGACGGCCUUCAGAUUUAUAGAUAUUUUGUGUAACUUUGUUUAGUUAAUAACAAUAUCGUUUAUUGGUAAAUAAUCUAUCAUUGUGUUGGAUUUAUAAUUAUUGCUGUUCGUAAUUUGAUUUUGUGUUUAUAGUAAA
Messenger RNA from Alnus glutinosa, 1213 nucleotides. Its product is annotated as cyclic nucleotide-gated ion channel 1-like. The transcript has 4 exons. The coding region runs from base 81 to 965 and encodes 294 amino acids. NCBI's taxonomy places the organism in Eukaryota, Viridiplantae, Streptophyta, Magnoliopsida, Fagales, Betulaceae. The record is from RefSeq and is a predicted model, not a curated record.